ACGAUUUAUGUCGUCUUUCUAAUAUUUGCUUUGGUGGUAGUUGUAGCUGUACUAAGAAGGAUCCACAACAUCAUUGUGUUGAAGCUAAUAUCUGAAUCGCUUUGUGUAGAGGAAGAAGGCGCUCUCAGUGAUCAACAGUUGGAGCGUUUGCAAAAGUACGUACAGGAGGUGCUAAGCAUGAGCUUAAAUGACUGGAUGAACUACAGUGAUUCGGUCAUCAAACAACCCAAAAAAGAUCCUGAGUAUCACAGGAAGCCGAAGAAAAAUGCUGAUUUGAGAAAAGCGGAAGCAGCGCUCAGAACCAUGAAUAUAAAAAUGAAGAAAAGAAGGAGUCUUGUCCGUCUGGCUACACUUCCUAAUGAAAGAGCUGAGUUGAGCUCAUGGAUGCAGGAUAAAAGAAAUCGACUUCAUCUGACUGCUGAACAAGAAAAAGCAUUUGAGAUCUGCACACGAAACGACGAUGAUGACCACAAUUUUUCUUGGUGUGGAGAUGUGUUCUGUGCAUAUCACAAGCUUUUCAUUGGCGACGAUCAAGGAAAAAUUAUUCGACGAGAGAUUCCCACAAAAAUGGAUGAAGAAAGAACUUUCACAAGUUUAAAUGGUGGUCAGAUUCACAUGCAGUGCAAAGAUGCAUUCAUCCUCGCAACAAAUGUUCUCGAAUUCAAUCUGCUUGUCAGAAGGAAGCAAGUAACGCGUCGCCGCACUAAAAUUACGCAGACGUUUAUUACAAAACCUAUGCUGUACAACGGAUGGCCUGAUGAUGGUUUUCCGAAAGAUCUGAAAGCAUUACAAAAAGUUAUUCUCUCGAUAGCAAAUUCAAAACAGCCUACGAUUGUUAUCGGAAAGUCUACUGACGCUUCAUGCGAGCUGUUUUGGAUGAUGAAUCUUGUCGUAAAAGCUGUCUUGGGAAGAGCAUCGACAGCGCGGCUUACAUCUGUAUUGGAAGCCUGCAUAAUACUAUUGAGUCCGGCAUACCUGACCUCGCAUCACUUUCUUUAUCUGCUUAAGUUUGUUCUGAGUUGGGCGUCAAGUGUGGGUGCUCUAACUGAGCAGCAGCGCGAGGGCAUAAAUGACUGGAGGAAUGAAUACCAUGCCUUGGAAGCAAAAGCUGAAGCAAGAUUGUACGGAAGAGCUUACUUAAGAGUCAUCAGCCUGGACGUGUUUGAUAGUCUUUGUGAUGAAGUAUUGAUUGCACUUGAUGCAACAGCGGUAUCGAGAGUGUCUUUGCGCAGCACACAAGGCAGCAGCGAAAAGCAAAAGGACAAGAGCCAAGAGAAAGAAAUCAAAGAGAAAAGUAGCAGUUUUCGAGAAGCAGCAGGAGGGAAUAAAUCAAAGAUCAAAUCUGAUGAUGUCAAGAAAAUCAAUACCAAAAGCACAGCGAAGGAGAAUCAGCAAUCGAAGCAGGAAACAGAGCCAAAAAAAGAAACCGGGAAAGCUAUCUAG
Molecule: messenger RNA, 1443 nt
Organism: Cylicocyclus nassatus
Lineage: Eukaryota; Metazoa; Nematoda; Chromadorea; Rhabditida; Strongylidae
Source: the annotation of a GenBank genome assembly